AUGGACAUGUCUUCGACUAUGGCAGAAUCUGGCAACCCAGCCAACACAAUCUAUGUAGGCAAUUUGGACCAAAGAGUGACUGAAGCUAUGUUACACGAGAUCUCCAGCACGGUUGGUACAGUUGCUAGUGUCAAAAUCAUAUCCGUCAGAAAGCAUAGUAAUUUUGGUGCCGUUAAUUAUGGAUUUGUUGAAUUUGUUGACCCAAAAGAUGCUGAAGGUGCUAUUCAAGUCAUGAAUGGCAAAAGAGUCUUUGAACACGAAAUUAGAGCAAACUGGGCUCAACCCUCUUCUGCUGCUGCUGCUGCUUCUGUACAACAACAGACAGCUAAAGAAGAUACAUCCAACCACUUUCACAUCUUUGUUGGUGACCUUGCACCUGAAGUCACUGAUGAAAAGCUUGGAAAUGCAUUCUCUAACUAUAGCACCAUGUCUGAUGCACACGUUAUGUGGGACCCAGUGUCUGGAAAGUCAAGAGGUUUUGGCUUUGUAGCUUUUAGAGACAAGACAGAUGCAGAACAAGCUAUUGCCACCAUGAACGGUGAAUGGUUAGGAACACGUCCCAUUCGCUGUAAUUGGGCUACACAAAAAGGACAAAUGGCUAUGCCUGCACCUCAACCUGGACAACAAUUGCCUUAUGAAAUUGUUGUGCAGCAAACACCUGCUUAUGUCACAAGCAUCUAUGUUGGCAACAUACCAGUCAGUAUAACUCAACAUGAUUUGGUUCAACCUUUUCAAAGAUUUGGAUAUAUUCAAGAAGUUAAAUUUCAUGCUGAUCGUGGUUUUGCCUUUGUAAAGAUGGAUACACAUGAAAAUGCAGCAAAUGCUAUUGUUCAUUUACAGGGCAUGAAUAUCAAUGGUAACAUAGCUAAGCUUUCAUGGGGUAAAGAUCGUCCUCCUCCAGGAUGGCAAAACUAUAAUGGUUAUCCACAACAAUCAAACUACAAUCAAGGCCAAUAUGGCAGACGUCAACCUAAUAACAAUGUGUUUGGUGUUCAUCAGCAAUUAUCCAGUGGAUAUGCAUUUCAAAAUGGAAAUAGUAUGAAUGGACAAUGGUAG
Rhizopus microsporus ATCC 52813 is the source of this 1056-nucleotide messenger RNA. RefSeq lists its product as uncharacterized. The transcript is spliced from 9 exons. Gene Ontology annotation, biological process: nuclear-transcribed mRNA catabolic process, nonsense-mediated decay; cytoplasmic stress granule assembly; regulation of mRNA stability. The record is from RefSeq and is a predicted model, not a curated record. Gene Ontology annotation, cellular component: cytoplasmic stress granule. Gene Ontology annotation, molecular function: mRNA binding. NCBI's taxonomy places the organism in Eukaryota, Fungi, Mucoromycota, Mucoromycetes, Mucorales, Rhizopodaceae. The coding region runs from base 1 to 1056 and encodes 351 amino acids.